AAAUUAGCAUUAAAGGUAUCAAUAUAAAAUUGGGUUACGGGUCGACUCCCGCGAAGAAUCCGUCGCUUCGGCUCCCGUCUUGCUGCCGUCGGGAGAUGGAAGCCAGCGUGUUGGCGCCGCGUGUUCCCUUCCUCUUGCGCCCGCCGCCGCCGCCAAGACCGUCAGCCCGACCGAUCGGUCUCAGCUCAUGUCGGCCCGCUCUCAGACUCAAAUCACCUUGGUUCGCAGCUGCGCAGAAGAACGCGGAAGAAGCGGUUGGCGCGGGGGAUGGUGAGCACGCUGGCCUCCCGGGGGAGUUUAAUGACGAUGAGUGGCAAGCACGCCAACGAGAAAAAACAAAAGAGUGGCAUGCUUACCGACAGAAGGAGGAAGAAGAAGAAAAGAGAAAGACCAACGAAUAUCGGGAAAUAGGCAUGCGCUUAAAGGGAUACCCUGAGGAAGAAGUUCGCAAAGCAAGGAAGUUAGUUUCAUCUUUUAUAAGAUCAGCCGAAGAAGUUGAAGAGAAAAUUGAGGAGGCUGCUGAAAAAGGAGAACUUACAGAACUUGUUCUUAUGGUCAUUUGGAAUCGGCUUGAUCUUGCUCGAAAAGAUGAUGAAAAGGAUGUGAUUAGAAGCCUAGACCUGUUGUACAGAAGGAUAGAGACAGAGAUUUUGAAGAGGGAAUCUACACCUGCUAUGAGAUUGCUCAAUGACCUCCUGAAUCUCCAUGAUGGAUUUGAUGAUGAAGGGUGGCUUAAGAAAUGCAGGAAGUGCAUGAUCGACAUGUUCCCAAGAGAAGAUCCUUUCAGCAUGCUAGUGCCUUCUGGGUUCGACAUGGAAAAUCAUCAGGGCCACAUAGGACUACCACCCGAGGAUGAUGAUGUUCUACUAAGGGUUGAUUUUGUCAGAGAGGUUGAUUUGCUAUUGCAAGAGGUCCGAGCCGAACAGCAAAAUUUCCAACCUUCAGAGGGAUUCGAUCCUGAAGCAGUUGCAGCCAGAUUGAGGCAGCAGGAGAAGCAGACGACUAUUCAACUAGUAGAGGCACUGCUGGAGUUGGCAAUUUCAUUGAAGUGGUGAAGCUGCGAGGAGAUCACAGCAAGUCUUUUAUGUGCCGACCAACAUUAGGUUCACCUCAGAUGCUUCGUGUCAAGAGCCUUGCAGAGAAUUGGAUCUAAUUUAUGACACCGUUCAUGUUCUUAGACAUGGGUGAUUCGAUCAGUGGAAACAAGUGCUCAAAAUUCUUGUUGCUGUUUCUCAGUUCAUCGGCAUUCCCUGAUCUUAAUGCCUGCAGAAUGACU
Messenger RNA from Musa acuminata AAA Group (dessert banana), 1276 nucleotides. Its product is annotated as protein PALE CRESS, chloroplastic-like. Gene Ontology annotation, cellular component: etioplast; chloroplast; amyloplast. The transcript is spliced from 7 exons. The coding region runs from base 96 to 1055 and encodes 319 amino acids. The record is from RefSeq and is a predicted model, not a curated record. Gene Ontology annotation, biological process: leaf development; chloroplast organization; leaf morphogenesis. NCBI's taxonomy places the organism in Eukaryota, Viridiplantae, Streptophyta, Magnoliopsida, Zingiberales, Musaceae.